GCAACAAGGGAGUUUAGCUUCGAAUCAUUUCGGUUUAUUACUUGCUGCACGGAGCAGAAAGCACGUUUUUCAAGCAAAUCAUUUUCCCUUAAAAUGGCGCCGUUUUCCGCCUGUUCCAUAUGCCAGGCCAGGACCCGAAAGAUGGUCAAGGACCCGCUCACCUUGAAGCAGAUCUACGUGUGUCCGAAAUGCUUCAAGAGCGAGAUGCACAAAAAAGCGAGUCCAAUCGAAGGAGAUAAUUCGAAGAAAAGUGGAAACGCCAAAAUGAUUUCUGGUGAAAAUCAAAUGAACCCAGACAAGGAACCCGGAGUUGAUAAAAAAGCAACUACCAAGAGCACAAGGGAUGGUAAAAGCCAAAAGAAGGAAGGCGAGCUUAUUAAGGAUUUGCCCAAAGUUAAAAUAAUACCCAAAAUCACGCCUCCGCUUAUGCAAACCGUGGUAAUUAAGAACCGAAAAUAUGUGGCCGUUAGUGAGACGGCCGACGACGAGUGACUUGUUCUUGGUCUCAUUUUCAUGUCAUAAAACGAACGCCUAGACUUUGAUUAAGCUAGUGACACCGUUUAGCUAAUUUCCAUGCAACAAAACACAAAACAAAAAGCCAACGAAUGUUGAAGACUCUUUAAAAAUAUUCUUUUUUAACAUAAUAUAACUCUUAAAAAAUUUUA
This is a messenger RNA of Drosophila biarmipes, 665 nucleotides long. RefSeq lists its product as uncharacterized. The record is from RefSeq and is a predicted model, not a curated record. The transcript has 2 exons. Lineage: Eukaryota; Metazoa; Arthropoda; Insecta; Diptera; Drosophilidae. The coding region runs from base 94 to 492 and encodes 132 amino acids.